Seminavis robusta is the source of this 1163-nucleotide messenger RNA. The record is from the annotation of a GenBank genome assembly. Lineage: Eukaryota; Bacillariophyta; Bacillariophyceae; Naviculales; Naviculaceae.
UCCGACUGCCUCCAACAAACACUGAUGUCAGUCUGAAAACCAAAGAUCCGUGCAUGCGACUGCUCAUCAUUCCAAAGAAAGGAGGUGCCAAAAGACCUAACUUGGAAGCCGUUGCUGUUCUAUACCAACUGGCAGUUCGAGGAGGGCAAGUCAGAGCAAGAAGACCAGACUUACUCGUUGACAUAAUUCCAGAAUAGAAUGAAGGUCCUAUUUUUAUUAGGUGCCCUCUGGCUGCAGCACAUCGCUGCCUUUUCCAAUGUGGUGCCCCGCAACGAUCCACGUUCCGUCUUGAGGUCCACCACCAAUGUGGCAGGGGAAGAAGGAGACGGCUUAUUAUUGGAACGGCGACAAGUAUUUCAAACGGCUGCUGCUGCUAGCUUAUUAGUAGGCGGUAUCCUUUCCCCUCGCCCUGCCAAUGCCGUCAAAAUGACGGGACCCGGAGACGGCUUGUUGGACGAGCUUCCCCCCGAAGCAGUCCGCUCGUACACACAGUAUCGCAUUCCCUUGCAAAUCUUUGCCGACUUUUACAUUUACGACUUGCAACGAUUGGUCGAAAACGUCGAAGAAUGGGGCGACGUGGGGCAACUCUUUGUCGUCAAUCGCAAUCGAGGACAAGGAUCACCAUCCAGAAUCGAACGAGACUUUACCAAUCCAGUGCGCAUCCUAGGACUUAGUCUGCCGCCCGAGUUUUCCGAUCGAAUGAUUGAAAGUCAGUACAAGUUCGAAAAGGCCAUGUCAUCCAUAUCCAAAGCUACCAGUGGAAUUCGGAGAGAUCUACCCGUAGAGAUUGACAAAAAUGCCGUCAAGUAUGCCAAAGCAGGAUGGGAGGAUGGUCGAGUUGCCAUUAAUGAAGUAUUUGCGAUUAUCAAUGAAGCCACAGGGUUGACAGAAAUGAAGGCCAUUCCAGAGGCUGGAGGAAAACAAUUCGAACAGUAUGGAAGGAGUCCUCGUCGAUACUUUGACCUCGUCAAAAAGACAAAGCUUUGCCAAAAUAGAGGCGGUCCAGCGCUGUCCUCUGCGUGGGGGGGUCUCAUGAUUUCAGGAUACAUGCAAGAUAGUUGCGGUAUCCCUGACCUGGAUGAUUACUUCUAUCAGACCUAAUUACCGUACCGGUACCAUAAAGUACGAGUGCGCUACUAAGCAUUAAAACAUUUUCUUGUUCU